Molecule: messenger RNA, 3768 nt
Organism: Vigna unguiculata (cowpea)
Lineage: Eukaryota; Viridiplantae; Streptophyta; Magnoliopsida; Fabales; Fabaceae
Product: SNF2 domain-containing protein CLASSY 4-like
Biological process (GO): gene silencing by siRNA-directed DNA methylation
Molecular function (GO): ATP binding
Source: RefSeq, a predicted model, not a curated record
GAAAUAUUAGAGAGAAAUUUUCUUCUUGUUUUUCUUGUCUUUGCUGAACAAAUGAAUCCAGGGACUGCCAUUGCUUGCAGGACGCGUUACAGGAGGAGAAAGUUGUUUGAGGAUGCUUUAAUAAUGAGUCGGAAGAAGAAGAAGGCACGGGAACGUGAAUCAAUCUCCUCCAAGGGUGAAGAUGGAAGUGGGAAAAUGGAACCUGUGUCACCAUUUUCUGUUGGUCUUUCAAUGAACAGUGAAAGAGUAUCAUCCGAAAGUGGAUUUCAGCCUUUGGGAGGACAUGAGAACGACCCAAUUGAAAUCAGUGAUGGUGACAAUGGCAGUGAGACUGAAGAGGGGUUGAGGGAGUCUGAGAACGAUAUAUUUUGUGUUGAAGUAGAAAAGAAGAGCGAAGAAGAUGAAGGGUCUUUUGUGUUGGGUGAUAAAGUUGUGAACUUUGACGAUGAUAACUGUGGUUGUGUAUCUGACAAGCCGGAUGUAUUGACUAUUGAUGAUGACGAGGAGGAUGAUCUGCUUUCGUCUUCAACUGAUAGUGAGGAUAAGGAGACGAGCGAUGAAGAUUUUCUGGUUGCUGAUGAUGAUGAUGGCUUUGAGACUGAAGGCUCGACGACCAGUGACGAGAGUAAUGGUGAUGAUGGUCGUGGUGGUGAUGAUGUGAGGGGAGUUCAGAGGAAGAUAUUGAAGGGUAUGGUGAGAAAGAUGGAGAGUGAUGCUGAAAGCAGUGAGAUUCGUGAAAGAAAAGGUGAAAGAAAAGGUAAUGAACAGGUAGAUGUGGAGGAACUAUGGAGGAUGGCUGAUUGUACUAGUGCGACCUCUAGUAAAUCUGAGAUUUAUAAGAAGGAAGGACAACAUGUAGCACAUAAAGAUGAAGAAAAGAGAGUGCAAAGUGUCAUUGCAGAUUCUGAAGUUUUUGGUGUUCACGUGAAAAAUUCAGGUUGUUCUAUGUCUUCUGAAGCACUGGAGCAUAUGAAGAAAAGUGAUAGUGCGACAUUGCAGAAACAGAUAGGAGAUCCAGCUGUGGUCGAGAAGAGUGGGAGAAAUAAAAAUAUCAAUGUUGACUUGGUAGAUAUUGAUGAUAUUAAAAGAAAAGGGAAUCAACAAAACAAAGGAACAGGUUUGAGAAGUGUUUCUUUUCGUCCCAAAAACCAAGCGAAGAUAGGAGAUUCGGCUAAAAUUGUAAUGGAAAAGGACAAGGAAGGGGAACCAAAAUAUUGGUUUCAUAGCAAUAACCGUAAGAAGGACGGGGACGGAGCAGUGGAUGAUGAAACUGGUGACAAAGAGUUGUAUGAAGUAACAAGGAUGCCAUCCACGUUGAAAAACAAAUGUUAUCAAAUUUUUACUGAAUGUUUUAUGGGCAAGAAUGAUUCUGUUAAGGAUAAUUCAUAUAAGUUGGAUGAAAAGGAUGAUGUUGUUGCUGAGGGUGAGACUCAGGCAUUAGUUUCCAGGGAGCCAACCCCUUUGAAUUGUUCUUUUAUGAACGAAGAAGAACCUGUUGAAAAAUCAGAGGAAGAUGAGUUAGAUAUGUUGUGGGCUGAAAUGGACAUGUUGCUUCGAGCUGAAGAAAUUGGGACCCAGGUUAAUAAUAUGGGGACAAAUGAAGCAACAGAAAACGGAGAAAGUUCAGCCCCGAAGUGCAAGCAUGACACCAUCUUUAAUGAGCAGAUUGGGAUAUAUUGUAGAUGGUGUGGUUGGACCGUCACUGAAAUCAAAUAUAUCACACCACCAUUUGUGGAUUCUGAAAGAUAUGGUGGUAGAAUGGCGUCAUCUAGUGAAGGGAAAACCUCACUAUUGGAUGGGGCUAUGUUGAAUGAGUCUGGUGAUGAUGACUCGGAGGUCAUUUGGUCUCAGAAAGAAGGCACAGUUUGGGACCUUAUUCCUGACAUCAAACAGAGCUUGUAUCCUCAUCAACAAGAAGGGUUUGAGUUUAUUUGGAGAAACUUGGCAGGAACUAUUGACCUUGCCAAAUUGAAGAGUGUUGACCCUUGCAAUGAAGGAGGCUGCAUUAUUUCUCAUGCUCCUGGAACAGGAAAGACUAGGUUGACCAUGGUGUUUCUUCAGUCAUAUUUGCAAUUGUUUCCAAAGUGUCUACCUGUUAUCAUUGCUCCUUCCAGCAUAUUGCUUACCUGGGAAGACGAGCUGAGAAAGUGGAAACUAGGAAUUCCAUUCCAUAACUUGAACAGUGCUGAAUUAUCAGGGAACGAACAACUCAUCAGUGAAGUUGAUUGGUAUGGUAACCAGAGGCAGAAUAAGGAUGCCAUAAGGAUGGUGAAAUUGUGUUCAUGGUACAAAGAAAAGAGCAUUCUACUAAUCAGCUACAAUUUGUAUGAGAAGCUAGCAGGGGCCACUUCUGUAGGUGGUGGGGGAAAAGAUAAGAAUAAUAAAAAGUUCGGGAAAAAGAAACGUGCAAAGACAAGGGAGUACAUUGAAAGUGGAAUGGGAAAGGUUCUGCGUGACUAUCCUGGUUUGCUAGUACUUGACGAAGGACACACUCCUCGGAACCAGAAUAGUUAUAUUUGGAAGGUUCUUUCUGAAAGUAGAACUCAGAAGAGAAUUCUUCUCUCAGGGACUCCUUUCCAGAACAACUUUUUGGAACUUUACAAUAUUUUGUGCUUGAUGAAACCAUCCUUUCCUGACAGCAUCCCACAAGAACUCAAGAAGUUUUGCCAAAGUAGACUAAUGCAAGGAGGAAAAGCUUCGAAAGAAAUGAAUUGGGAACAUGUUUCUUCUGGAAAUCCAGCUGAUGUAAAAAUAAACCAGCUAAAAUUGCUGAUGAACCCCUUUGUUCAUGUUCACAAAGGUAGCAUUCUUGAGAAGAACCUUCCUGGGUUGAGAGAAUGUGUGUUGGUUCUGAAGCCAGACAUUUUGCAGCAAGAAACUCUAGAGAGCAUUGAAUGCUCUCAAAACGUACUAAACUUUGAACACAAGUUGGCCUUGGUCUCAGUCCAUCCAUCCCUUUUCCUCAGCUGCUCCUUGUCAGAAAAAGAAGAAUCUAUUAUUGACAAGGAUAGGUUGGAAAAAAUUAGACUGAACCCUUAUGCAGGGGUGAAAACCAAGUUUCUGAUCGAGUUUAUAAGACUAUGCGAUGCAGUUAAUGAGAAAGUCCUUGUUUUCAGCCAAUUCAUUGAUACUUUAGACUUAAUCAAGGAGCAGCUGGAGUCUGCAUUGAAUUGGACUGUGGGGAUGGAAGUGUUAUAUAUGUAUGGCAGGCUUGACCAAAAGCAGAAACAGUCCCUCAUUUAUAGUUUCAAUGAUGCAAAUAGCCGAGCAAAGGUGUUACUUGCUUCUAUAAAAGCAUCCUCUGAAGGCAUUAACUUAGUUGGAGCUUCAAGGGUGGUGCUUCUUGAUGUUGUUUGGAAUCCCUCGGUGGAAAGGCAAGCUAUUUGCCGAGCAUAUAGACUUGGACAGAAGAAAGUUGUUUUUACUUAUCAUCUUCUUGCCCAGGACACCCCUGAAUGCACCAAAUAUUGCAAACAAGCUGAAAAGAACCGAUUAUCUGAACUGGUUUUCUCAAAUAAAAAUGCUGAAAGCGAUAAGCUCAAGAGUAGUGGAGUAAUGCUUGAGGAUUUUGAGGAUAGAGUUCUUGAUGUCAUGGUUCAGCAUGAAAAACUCAAGGAUAUGAUUGGUGAAUGUCUAAUUCAACCUAGGAAGAGAGAUUUGGAGAUCUUGGGUCCCUGAUCCUUUGAUUGUUGGAACUUUGUUAAGUUAAGAUACGAUUGACUCAUGUUUUUUGUUUGACUGUAAAAUUUUAGCAACACCUAUAUUAAU